Messenger RNA from Polistes canadensis, 1919 nucleotides. RefSeq names its product putative RNA-binding protein Luc7-like 2. Bases 825 to 1799 code for a protein of 324 amino acids. The record is from RefSeq and is a predicted model, not a curated record. The transcript is spliced from 5 exons. Lineage: Eukaryota; Metazoa; Arthropoda; Insecta; Hymenoptera; Vespidae. Gene Ontology annotation, biological process: mRNA splice site recognition. Gene Ontology annotation, cellular component: U2-type prespliceosome; U1 snRNP. Gene Ontology annotation, molecular function: mRNA binding.
AUGUAUAUGUAAUAAUUAACGUAUAAAAAAAAGCUUCUUCCUUUUGUCAUAAAUUCAAUAAUGGGAAUAAUAAUAUAAUAUUGGCAAUUUGCAAAACAUAUAAUGUCCACAAGAAAAAGUGAGAGAUGGCAUGAAGCAGAGACAAUAUUAAGCGGAAAUAUACAACGUGCCAGUUCCAUUAGCAAAAUUCCCCUCAGCAUUGGAUGAUAUAAGUUCUUUCAUAGAAAUGAACAUGUGAACUGAAGGUGUGUGCUGAUUGUAGCGUCAUUGUCAUCGCAUUGUCGUGUCAGGCGGAGAGGUGUUACCACUCUGUAAGUGAAUUCUAUGUAUAAAACUACAUUGUUAAUUUACCCAUUGAAUCAACCGAUGAGAGCGAUUUUUUAUGUGUCCUUAAUGGCGCAUUAAUAGUGCAAGUGCUAUAGUUUAUAAGUUCGUCUUGAAAUGUUUUUAGAGAUCACAUCUUCUUUUAAAAAUAUAUAUAUGGGUGUGUAUAUGUAUCUCACUUUUAGUAAUAAAUAUAUAUGCCUAUUUUGUAUAGUACUCAUGAAAAUUGAGUAUUAACAUCAAAUAUUGAUUCUGUACCAAAGGAAUCAUGAGUAAGGCGAUAUGUUUAAUAUUAGAAGCGAAAUAUGAAUACUUUGUCUAGGUUUUAUCUCUUUGGGGGAUUUUACAUUUUAUCCGAAUGUUUGGAUAAUGAACUAUUUAUCUCUAAUAAUAAACUCAAACUAUAAUUUCACAUGAAAUGCAGAGCAGCCCAACAACUUUGCUCUUGUCAAAUAAGAUUUCUUAAAUGAAGUCUCGCAAAGGGUCUUUGACUAUGUCGCAUGGACCUGGGAGAAUGCCCCCAGAUUCACGACUUGGCCCUACGGGCUGACUAUGAAGCUGCUCAAAAGAAGAAAGAUCAUUUUUAUGAUAUUGAUGCGAUGGAACAUCUACAAAAUUUUAUUGCUGACUGUGAUCGACGCACGGAACAAGCGAAGCAACGUUUGGCAGAAACGCAAGAAGAGUUAAGUGCAGAGGUUGCAGCAAAGGCAAACAACGUACAUAUUCUUGCCGAAGAGAUUGGUAAGAAAUUAGCUAAGGCUGAACAACUAGGGGAAGAAGGUUUUGUCGAGGAAUCUAUGAAGCUGAUGGGUGAGAUCGACGAACUUCGUAAAAAAAAGAACGAAGCUGAGCAAGAAUAUCGAAAUAGUAUGCCAGCUUCGAGUUACCAGCAGCAGAAGUUAAGAGUUUGUGAAGUGUGUAGCGCGUACCUUGGCAUCCACGAUAACGACAGAAGAUUGGCUGAUCAUUUUGGCGGAAAACUACAUCUUGGAUUUAUUAAAAUCAGAGAAAAACUGGCAGAACUUCAAAAGACAUUUGAGGAGAGGCGUAAGGAAAAACGUGACUCUUUGUUAGACAGACGACGGGAUAGAGAUAGAGAAGAUCGUGAUAAAGAUCGUGAUAGAUCGGAUAGGGGACGUGGUUUGGGAUAUAAGGAAAGGGAUCGUGAUCGUGAUCGAGAUCGCGACCGUGAACAACGUGAUCGUGAUCGAGACCGUGAUCGCGAUCGUGAACGCGACCGUGAUCGCGAUCGCGAUCGUGACCGAGAUCGAGACCGUGAACGAGAUCGUGAUCGCGAUCGCGACCGUGAACGUGAACGUGAACGUGAACGCGAUCGCAGAGAUAGAGAUAGAGACAGAAGGAAGUCACGAUCUCGAAGUCGUAGUCGGGGGAAGAGAUCGAAACGUUCGCGAAGUGGCAGUCGUAGCCGUCGAUCUCGAUCUCGACGCAGUGGAUCGAACGAUAGGAAGAGAUAAAACAUUAAACGUAUGAUGUUUAUUGAAUGAUUUGCUUUAAGACAGUAUUUUCUUUUUCAUUCUUUCUUUCUUUCUUUCUCUCUCUCUCUCUCUCUCUCUCUAUCUCUCUCUUUCUCUAUU